UGGAAAUCGAACAUUUUGGCCGACUCUUCCUUUUACAUGCAAUUCUAUGUAAAAUUCCCUUCUGCCAUAUCUUCCCUUUUCCUCCUCUUGUCAAGAUUUUACUUUCGUGUGUUCACUUUGCUGAGAGGUUCCAUAUGCCUGCGAGAUAAAACGCUUAUUACGCGUACUUAGUCCUUCAGAGUGGCUCUGCUACGUAGGCUGAUACUUAGUCUAUCUAGUAUCUGAAUGUUGAGCUUCUGUCGCCUCCCACCACAAACACUCACAAGCUUCCUAAUCUGACCUCCUUAUUGAGCAGCUCCUCUCUUUCUAGGAGCAUGACUCCAAUGCGGGAAUGCCGCCAUUAACCUCAUAUCGUCCGACCGAGCCUCUAGAUUCUCCAGUAAACGAUUCAGAUUCAGAUGUCGAUCUAGACCUCGAGGAACUAGACCCGAGCACCUCCUCCCACGUCCAAGCAUCUCGCCUUCUAGGACAUAAUCAAAGCCCUGAACAGCGAGUUCCACGGAUCGCAUUACGAAAUAUUCGCAUGGGCGGUUUGAGGCGAUCGGGAAAUCGAGGUCGCGGCUAUGGCGAACUUGGCCAUGAUAGGGAUGGGAUUAAUGACGCCGUGGACGUGCUAGAGGACGACCCACAAGGACAGCGGUAUUCGGGUGGAAGCCAGCAUGCUGGCGACGAAGCGCCUCUCCUAGAUGAAUAUGCCUCGCAAUCUCGGAGAUCUUUUGCCAGCGAUAGGCUCCAGAGUCUCGCUCAUAUUAGCUCGUCCUUGAGACUGCCUAGCUUCAUGUCCAGUACUACUACCAACCGACAAGACGAGGAUGGAAUUGCCGAUUAUAGAGAAGGCGAUCCUUCGACCUCGAGAAUUCUUGCUGUCGGCUCUCCUCAAGCUACUCGUUAUCCGCCGAAUCUUGUCUCAAAUGCCAAGUACACGGCUUUUACUUUUCUCCCUAUCACUUUAUACAAUGAAUUUUCGUUCUUUUUUAAUAUGUACUUUCUCCUAGUCGCUCUGUCGCAGGCCAUCCCACCCCUGAGGAUAGGUUAUCUAUCCACCUAUAUUGCUCCGCUUGCAUUCGUCCUUUUUAUCACAAUGGGGAAGGAGGCAUACGAUGAUAUAGAGCGACGUCGGAGAGAUAACGAAGCGAACUCGGAGGAAUAUGUCGUUCUUCGUUUUAGGGAACCAGGACAAACCGGCACAUCAUCACGCGUUCUCAGGAAUCUCAAGUCGACAGUCGCACGGAAAGCAGAUCGACAAUCGUUGACGAACAGGGACCGGUUGUCGGAUAUUCAGGAAGAAGAGGAGCAAACCGAAGGUCGAGGUAGGGGUCGUCCAUCUUCCUUUGUCGAGGAAGUCAACAAGAAGUCCCGAGAUCUUAAGGUUGGAGAUGUUCUCAAACUAAGUAAAGGCCAGCGCGUCCCUGCGGACGUUGUCAUCUUGAAGUGUUCCACCCCUGAAGGCGCACAAGCUCAAAUACAGAUCCCGGAAAGUUUAGAAUCGGAAACAUUGUUAGUCAGUCCUCUGGAGGGCGACGCCUACCAACCCAAUUCCUCGCCCUCACUUGGGACGUCGAAGAAUCCCGAUCCAGACGACUCGCAUACUUCCAACAGUAAGUCUUCCGGAGAAACUUUCAUUAGAACCGAUCAACUAGACGGCGAGACGGACUGGAAGCUUCGACUAGCGUCUGCCCUGACCCAGACUCUUCCUGUAGAGGAGUUCGUUCGUGUCAGGGUCACAGGUGGAAAGCCUGAUAAGAAGGUUAAUGAAUUCGUUGGCAAGCUUGAGUUGAUGACGACGCGAAACGACGCCUUAGACAGCCAAUGUGAUGAAAGCAGUAUAGAUAAUGGCGGCCACACCGCCGCCCUGUCAAUCGACAAUACCGCUUGGGCAAAUACUAUCAUUGCCUCCCAAGCGAUUACCAUGGCUGUCAUCGUCUACACUGGUCCGCAAACGCGAUCAGCACUUUCCACAUCGUUGUCACGGUCUAAGACUGGUCUAUUGGAAUACGAGAUCAAUUCCCUUACCAAAAUACUUUGCGCACUUACCUUAGCAUUGUCGGUUGUUUUGGUCGCCCUAGAAGGAUUUGGCGACACCGAGGGGAAUAUAUGGUAUGUGAAAAUCAUGCGCUUCCUCGUGCUCUUCUCUACCAUUGUACCGAUCAGCCUCCGAGUCAAUCUUGAUCUUGGGAAGAGUGUAUAUUCGUGGUUCAUACAGCGGGAUCCAGGUAUUCCGGGUGCGGUGGUUCGGACUAGCACAAUUCCGGAGGAUCUUGGGCGUAUCGAAUAUUUACUGAGCGACAAGACGGGCACUCUGACCCAAAAUGAGAUGGAGAUGAAGAAAAUCCACGUGGGCACUGUUUCUUAUGCCAACGAGGCAAUGGAUGAGGUAGUGGGAUAUAUUAGACAUGGGUUUGUCGCGGCACCGAGCGACAAGGCAUUGGUCACGCCUUCCUCUUCCUACAGUACAACUGCUGGCGUCACAGCAACCAGGACACGGCGAGAAAUCGGGUCCAGAGUUCGUGACGUUGUUCUGGCCUUGGCUCUCUGUCAUAAUGUAACACCUACGGUGGAAGAGGAGGAUGGCCAGACAACCACUUCUUACCAAGCCUCCUCUCCAGACGAGAUAGCCAUAGUCCGAUGGACCGAGUCCGUCGGUCUUCGUCUUGCGUAUCGAGACCGAAAGAAAAUGGUCCUAGAGUCCACUGACACGGGAAAGGUAGUCGUGCAAGUUCAGAUUCUGGAUAUCUUCCCUUUCACUUCCGACGGCAAGCGCAUGGGAAUAAUUGUCCGGUUUCAAGAGCAAAUGAAUCCUUCUUCUCAUGAUUUAGAUGGCGGUGAUGUUUGGUUCUAUCAAAAAGGUGCCGACACCGUCAUGGGAUCUAUUGUAGCUGCAAAUGACUGGCUGGAUGAAGAAACCGCAAACAUGGCCCGGGAAGGUCUAAGGACUCUGGUAGUCGGAAGGAAAAGGCUGCCCUCUGAAAAAUACCGAGCUUUCUCAGCCAGCUACCAGGAAGCCUCGUUAGCGAUCAGCGGUCGUGAUGCUGGAAUGCAACGCGUGGUGUCGGAAUUCCUCGAGCACGAUCUCGAGCUUCUUGGGGUUACUGGCGUCGAGGAUAAACUUCAGAGGGAUGUCAAACCAUCCCUGGAGCUACUUCGCAACGCUGGUAUCAAAAUAUGGAUGCUGACAGGUGACAAAGUCGAGACAGCAAGGUGUGUUGCUGUCAGUUCGAAACUUGUUGCGCGAGGACAGUAUAUCUAUACCGUUGCGAAGCUCAAGCAUAAGGACAAUGCUCAAGAUCAUCUGGACUUCCUCAGGAGCAAGCCGGACUCCUGUUUACUGAUUGAUGGCGAGAGCCUGGUGCUUUAUCUAACACAUUUUAGAGUUGAUUUCAUUUCGGUUGCUGUUCGACUACCAACGGUUGUCGCCUGCCGAUGUUCACCCACACAGAAAGCCGACAUCGCAAAACUAAUCAAGGAAUUUACUAAGAAGCGAGUAUGCUGCAUCGGUGAUGGCGGGAAUGAUGUCUCGAUGAUACAAGCCGCGGAUGUUGGUGUUGGUAUCGUCGGCAAAGAAGGUCGGCAGGCCAGCCUCGCGGCUGAUUUCUCCAUCGAGCAAUUCUGCCACCUUACCAAACUUCUAGUGUGGCACGGCCGAAACAGCUAUAAGCGGAGUGCUAAGCUCGCCCAAUUCGUAAUUCAUCGUGGUCUCAUAAUCGCGGUCUGUCAGACCAUGUACAGCAUCGCCAUCAAAUUUGAGCCGGAAGGCUUAUAUAAGGAUUGGCUCCUCGUGGGAUAUGCCACUGUAUACACGGCAGCGCCGGUGCUGUCACUCGUCCUUGAUAAAGAUGUCGAUGAAAACCUUGCGAACCUCUACCCUGAGUUGUACAAAGAGUUGACAUCAGGCCGCUCCUUAUCCUACCGUACCUUUUUCGUCUGGGUUUUUGUGUCGAUUUAUCAAGGUGGCAUGAUCCAAGGCCUAUCCCAAAUCCUCACAGAAGUUGAUGGGCCAAGGAUGGUGGCUGUCAGCUACACAGUUCUUGUGCUCAACGAGCUUUUGAUGGUUGCCAUCGAGAUCACAACAUGGCAUCCUGUUAUGAUCAUGUGUAUCAUUGGGACCUUUCUAUUUUAUAUUGGGUCGAUGCCGUUCCUGGGUGGAUAUUUCGAUCUUGAUUUCCUUCUCAGUUGGGGUUUCGUCUGGCGCGUGCUCGCCAUCGGUUCCAUCUCUCUAAUACCACCGUACGCUGGGAAAUUGAUUAGGAGAACAAUGAAACCACCAUCGUACAGAAAGGUUCAAGGCAUAUGACGAUGUGUCUAUAUGGGGCAAUGCACAUUGGUUAGGCGUCCGGCGUUUAUAUUAUAUAUAUAUAUAUAUAUAAUCAUAAGCCCUCGUCCUCGAGUGGCUUUGGUGAAAAUCGUUUAUUGCCAUUAACCCCCCAGCCAUUGUCUUGUAGCUUCAAUAUCGUAGUGUACCUAUGAAUAUCUAGUGGAUCAAAGUAAGGUUUUAAAAAGAUUUUGGUUGGAUACUGUCG
This is a messenger RNA of Annulohypoxylon maeteangense, 4517 nucleotides long. RefSeq names its product phospholipid-translocating P-type ATPase. The record is from RefSeq and is a predicted model, not a curated record. Gene Ontology annotation, cellular component: trans-Golgi network; endosome; plasma membrane. Gene Ontology annotation, molecular function: magnesium ion binding; ATP binding; ATP hydrolysis activity. The coding region runs from base 332 to 4291 and encodes 1319 amino acids. Lineage: Eukaryota; Fungi; Ascomycota; Sordariomycetes; Xylariales; Hypoxylaceae. Gene Ontology annotation, biological process: phospholipid translocation; endocytosis; retrograde vesicle-mediated transport, Golgi to endoplasmic reticulum. The transcript has 3 exons.